GCUGCGCGGUCCUCCCCGCCCGCCGCUGCCUGUGGCGGAGACCCGUCCGCGGCAGGAGAAGCGUCCCGCCGGAGGAGGAGGAGGAGGAAGCGGCGGCCCCGGGCGGGGAAGACGCCGCGGCAACUGCUGACGAAGGCAGUGAUUAAUAGCAAAGAUCUUCCAAGCGGAAUAAUGUCAUAUGGUUUGGAUGACUCCAUUUUGGAUAGUCCAUGUUUUGGAAAGUUGACUUGUUGAACGGUCGUGGUGAAAGCUCAAAAUGUACUGGUGUGUGGGAAGCGAGGACUCGGAAGACAGCAAGGGCAGUAUGGCAGCACAAAAAGGUGUCGUGGACAUGGGCGGCAGGCAGACCACAGUGAGUGGCCUCCCCGUCGGCCAGUCCCCUGUGACGGAAACCAUUCAGGGAGCCUACCGGAGUGGAGAAUUCGGGAAAGCCCAAGAGCUGGUGAAGACAGCCUGUCAGGAGAGCAUCUUGCAAGUGGAAAAGGACCUCUGUGCUGCAUUUUCCUCCCCUUUCCCUCAUCAGGCGCACCUCUUGAGCCUCUCAGCGGCAUAUGGGGACCUGCAGACAGUGAGGUACUUGCUGAAAGAGGCCUGCUUGACUGUGCCCCCUGAACCCGAGGAUGACAACCCUGCAGUGGUGGCAGCAUAUUUUGGGCAUAGAGAUGUGGCAGAAGAACUGCUGGAUUCUUUUAUUGGUCCAAAUAAUUUCUUGCAACUCCUGAGCUGGAUGCUUGCGAUUGCCUGUCAGCAAGGCCACCUAGAAAUCGUCAAGCUCCUAAUCCUGACAUACAAAGCAGAUCCUGACAGCUACGCAGUGAGAAAGAACGAGUUGCCCGUUCUUACCCGAUUGCCUCUAUAUGCAGCUAUCAAAGGAGGGUAUGAAGAUGUAGCUGCCUUCUUGCUCGAAAAUGGGUCCUUCUUUUGCUCCUACAUCCUGAUGGACUUCCCGAGCACCAGCAAAUACCUGCUUCGCAAGUAUUUUGUAGAAGCAAUGACAUUACCCAGGAGCGUCCCACCAAAAACAGUUCUUUCUGUGAACUGGGCAAACCUGAGGCUUCCUUGGCUGGAGCUGGAUUGGCUGAUAGAUAUUUCACACCAGAUAACCGAGCUGAACCUGUCUGCCAAUUGUUUGACCACCCUUCCAUCCGUUAUCCCUUGGGGGCUGAUAAACCUCCAGAAAUUAAACCUCAGCGAGAACCGGUUGAGCAUACUGCCUGAUGUACAUUCUUCAGCUGCAGUUAUAUGCACAAAAUUACUUGAGAUUGACAUAUCCAACAACAGAUUCUUCAGCCUUCCUUCUGGAUUUUUGCACCUCUGCAGACUUCAAAGACUUGUUGCUGCCAAAAAUUAUCUGGAAAAGCUAUUUGAUGAGGAGAACGUCACUAACUGGAUUGGAUUAAGGAAACUUCAAGAGCUGGAUGUCUCGGACAACAAAUUGUUGGAACUCCCCAUUAAUUUUCUCCACUGUUUGAAGUCACUGAACAUUCUAAAUGCUUCCAGAAAUAACCUGAAGGUGUUUCCACAGCCAUGGGCCUGCCCUCUGAAAAGUUGCAAGGCAGCAAGUAAUGCAUUGGAGUCCCUACCUGAUACUUUGGCAGUUUUUUGGAAAAAUCAUCUCAAGGAAGUCGAUUUUUCUCAAAACUCCUUGAAAGAAGUCCCCCAGUGUCUCUUCCAGCUUGGGGCCUUGGUGUCUUUGAAACUCUCAGGAAACCAACUAACCACGUUACCUUCUCAAGAUAAAUGGAGCUGCCAACAGCUGAAAUCUUUGGAUCUCUCCAAGAACCAGUUUGGAAAAACUGAUGAAAGGGCCAAAACUAAACGGAUUUCAUUUUUCACUACAAGGAGCAGAACUCGCGCCGAGGCAGGUCAGACCUUGGAGUUUCCAGAGUAUCUUUCUGAGUCUCUUGAAGUCCUCUACUUGAAUGACAACCAACUAGACUCUGUCCCCCCAUCGGUGUGCCUUCUCAAGGGGUUAUCGGAGCUUUACUUAGGAAACAACUCGGGCAUUCAAGAGCUUCCUCCUGAACUUGGACAACUGUCUAAUCUUUGGCAGCUGGAUAUAGAGGAGUUAGAUAUUGGCAACCUUCCUGCAGAGAUUAGAAAAGAGGGCCCCAAGACCAUUUUAGCUUAUUUACGAGCCCAGCUACGCAAAGCAGAGAAAUGCAGCCUGUUGAAAAUGAUCGUGGUGGGCCCCCCACGGCAGGGAAAAUCGGCUCUGAUCGAGAGCCUGCAGACCGGGAAGCCUUCCCUCCUGUUGCCCAACGAUGCCACCAUCCAGACCACCAAGUGGGAGCUCCAGAAACCAGCUGGAUUUAAAGCAAAGGUUGAUUCAGUCCAGUUUAAUGUCUGGGAUAUUGGAGGUUCCACCAGUAUGUCUACAGUGAACCAGUGUUUCUUCACAGAUAAGGCAUUGUAUGUUGUCGUCUGGAACUUGGCCCUUGGGGAGGAAGCCGUUGCGAAUCUUCAGUUUUGGUUGCUGAACAUUGAGGCCAAGGCCCCAAACUCGGUUGUGCUGGUGGUUGGGACGCACCUUGACCUGAUCGAGACAAAAUUCCGCGUUGAGCGGAUUGCCACCCUGAGGGCCUACGUCCUGGCUCUCUGCCGCUCCCCUUCUGGCCUGCGAGCCACUGGCUUCCCGGACAUCACACUCAAGCACUUGCAUGAGCUCUCUUGCAAGACUCUCGAAGGCCUGGAUGGGCUGCGACAGCUGAUCUAUCACGUCACGGCUAACAUGAAGGAUGUUGGCAGUUCCAUUGGCUCGCAGAGACUCGUUGGGCGAUUGAUUCCAAGAAGCUACUUAAGCCUCCAAGGAUCCAUCUUACAUGAACAGCAGAGGAGAAGCCAAAACGACAGUGUACAGUACUUAACAGACAAGGAAAUAGAGCAGAUUGUAGAGAACGCCCCAGGCAAUGACAUCAAGGACUUUGAGGACUUACAGUCUGCCAUUAGUUUCCUCAUAGAGACUGGAACGCUGCUGCACUUCCCUGAUACAAGCCACGGACUCAGAAACCUCUACUUCCUUGACCCAGUUUGGCUGUCCGAGUGCCUGCAAAGAAUCUUCAACAUCAAAAGCUCCAAGUCAGUGGCCAAGAACGGUGUGAUCAAAGCAGAGGACCUCCGGAUGCUGCUGGUUGGGACGGGGUUCACCAAGCAGACGGAAGAGCAGUAUUUCCAGUUCCUCGCCAAGUUCGAAAUUGCGCUUCCAGUAGCCAACAACAGCUAUCUUCUGCCCCAUCUGCUUCCCACCAAGCCAGCUUUUGAUGUCCACAGCUUACACCACCAGACUGCAAACACCAUCCAAAGGGUGUUCAAGAUGAGUUUUGUCCCCAUUGGCUUUUGGCAAAGGUUUAUCGCUCGGAUGCUCAUUAGCCUUGCAGAGAUGGAUCUCCAGUUCUUUGAAAACAAGAAGAAUGCCAAGAGCAGGCACCGGAGGGCCGUUAUCUACAACUUUGCCGGCGCACAGCGAACCCGGUGCAGCACCUUUCGAGUUAAAAGGAACCACACGGUUUACUGGCAAGAGGGGCUGUUUGUCACCUUUGAUGGAGGAUACUUGAGUGUGGAAUCUUCCGAUGUGAACUGGAAGAAGAAGAAAAGUGGCGGCAUUAAGAUCAUCUGCCAGUCUGAUGUGAGGGAUUUUUCAGCAAUGGCCUUUAUCACUGAUCAUGUCAAUUCUUUGAUAGACCAGUGGUUUCCCGCACUCACCGCCACUGAAAGCGACGGGACUCUGCUAAUGGAGCAGUAUGUCCCCUGCCCGGUCUGUUCCACCCCUAAAACGCAAGAAGAAGAAGAGAGCCAGAAGACGGAAGGCAUGCAGUAUUUCAACAUGGAGGACUGCGUCCUGACAGCAACCGAGCUGGACAGCAUCCUCUGCGUUCGUCAUCCAGAGGUCCCUGUCCCCUUGCAGGAACUCGUCCCCGAACUUUUCAUGACGGAUUUUCCUGUCAGGUUAUUUUUAGAAAAUAGCAAGUUGGAAUACACUGAAAGUGAAAACAAUGUUCUCGGCCAAGGAGGAAGUGGGACGGUUAUAUAUCAGGCACAAUAUCAAGGAAAACCAGUGGCUGUGAAGCAGUUUCGGAUUAAAAAAUGCAAGAGUUCUGCGACCUCAGCAACAGACACCAUGCUGAGGCACCUGCGAGCCAUGGAUGCCAUGAAGACCUUCUCUGAGUUCCGCCAGGAGGCCAGCAUGCUGCACUCACUGCGGCACCCGUGUGUCGUCUCUCUGAUCGGGAUCAGUAUCCACCCGCUCUGCUUCGCCUUGGAACUCGCCCCUCUGGGCAGCCUCACCACUGCACUGUCCGAAAGCGCCAAGGGAUCGUGCUUUGUGCCUCUUGGGCACAUGCUGACCUUCAAAGUGGCCUACCAGAUAGCAGCGGGCCUGGCCUACCUCCACAAAAAAAGCAUCAUUUUCUGUGACCUGAAGUCCGACAACAUUCUGGUGUGGUCCUUAGACGCGAGGGAAAGCGUCAAUAUCAAGCUGUCUGACUACGGGAUUUCUCGGCAGUCCUUUCAUGAGGGAGCUCUUGGAGUGGAAGGCACCCCUGGGUAUCAAGCACCGGAGAUACGACCUCGGAUCGUCUAUGAUGAAAAGGUGGACAUGUUUUCCUAUGGCAUGGUGCUUUACGAAUUGCUGUCUGGGCAGCGGCCAGUGCUGGGGCAGCAUCAGCUCCAAAUUGCGAAGAAACUUUCCAAGGGGAUCCGUCCUGUCCUGGGCCAGCCAGAAGAGGUGCAGUUCCAUCGGAUGCAGGUGCUGAUGAUGGAAUGUUGGGACACGAAGCCGGAAAAGCGCCCCUUGGCCACCGCAGUGGUCGGACGGAUGAAAGACCCAAGCUUUGCUACGUUCAUGUACCUGCUGCCAUGCGGAAGACAGUCAUCCUUCUUCUGUUCCCAGGGGCAAGAAUACACAGUAGUAUUCUGGGAUGGAAAGGAAGACACCAGAAACUACACAGUAGUGAAUACAGAGAAAGGUCUCCUAGAAGUUGCCAAGAUGAGCUGCCCAGGAAUGAAGCUCUGUUGCCAGCUGAAAGUUCAAAGUUCUCUCUGGACUGCCACAGAGGACCAGAAGAUUUAUGUGUACAGUUUACAAGGCAUGUGUCCCCUGAAGGUUCCACUAAAGGGUGUAGACACUCCAUCCAUUGUGACCUGUUUCCUUGCUGUACCUGUUGUGAAAAAGAACUCCUAUGUGGUCCUGGCCGGCCUUUCCGACGGACUCAUCGCUGUUUUUCAAGUGUCGCGGGGUGUUCCCGAGGACAGCUGUUCCUACUUGUGCUCCCACACUGCCAAUCGCACCAUGUUCAAGAUCAGCGAUGACGAUCCCCGUCAGAACCCGUACCCCGUCAAGGCCAUGGAGAUGGCAAACAAUGGGACUGAGGUCUGGUACAGCAAUGGCCCCGGCAUCCUCAUUGUGGACUGUGCAGCCUUGACUGUCACUCGGAGACUGGAGCCCUACAGCCCGCCCUCCACCGUUGUGUCCAUCGCGUGCAGCUCAGACUGCAACGGGGAGGAGGUGGCCUGGUGCCUGGAUGAUACGGCCAACUUCCUGGUCAUGUAUUACACCGCCUCCUACCAGCUCUGUGCGCGCUACUUCUGUGGGGACCACAGCCCCUUGAGGGACAUGUUCACCAUCCAGCAGCCCUUCUCCUUGGUUCCCACCACACUGGCCACGGACCCAGCCACAACUCCCAAAAGCAGCUCCUUGAGAAACGUGAGCAUCAUGUGCAGUCAAGAGCUCGGCAUUCAGAUCCUGAAUUAUCAGGACUCCCUGACGGACUACUGUUCCGUGUCAUCGUGUUACUCCUCCUCGUCUCCCAACAGGCGGAUGAGGUCCUCCUCAAGCCUGCCCAGCACCCCACUGAGCGCCUCUAGUGCACCUUUCUCGACAGAUUGCGAGGAGCCCGACAAGCUUCAGGACCUGAGCUUUCUCGUGGAGGGACAGGAAAAUGAUCCCAUGGACAACCCUUGUGCUCUCCAGGCCAUGAAGAUCCUCCCAGUCAAAGACCUCCUGUGGAUUCCCAGGCGAGGUGGAGAUAUCAUUGUGAUUGGCUUGGAGAAAGAAGCCCUCUCUCAGCGAGGGAGAGUGAUCGCAGUACUGAAGGCUGCAGAGCUGGCCCCCUAUGGGUCCCUGGUGGAUGCUGCCAUUGUGGCCAAGGACACUGUUGUGUGUUGCUUCAGGAAUGAGGCAAUGGAGUGCUGCUUGGCUGUCUGGAGGAGCUGGGGGGCAAAAGACUUUGAUCUUUUCUACCACUCCUAUGAAGAACUGGGGAGGCUUGAAACUUUCAUGCGGAAGAGAAGGUAGUGCUUGUGGAACAGAAACCAAGACUGGGACGGAGUGUCACGAACUGAAAACUGACAUAGUUUCACUUCCCCCGAAGGGCCCUGUUGGAGUCUUUACACAUUCGGGAUGUUGACUCCUCUGUUUUGCUGCUAAAAAACAACCUAGGUGGGUCAUUGUCUUUAAUGCAUUUGAAUUCCCUCUUCUAGUCGCUCUCACAGUCCACAGAAGAGCAUUUUCCUCAAUUCUAAUCCCUUGAAUGUGCAGAUUUGGCCAGCGUUUCUGCAAGAUCCACAUCCUGCUGUUUUGUUUUGCAGCAUGUUGCUAACUCGGCAGUUAGCAAGCUCUGUCUUCCUUCAUAGAGAAUAGCCCAAAUGUGGCACCUUGGCUUUCAUUUUAGUAAUAGUUUUCCAUCACAAUAAGGCACCCUAUUCAGGCAUCAGAGUUUCUGUGUAACAUUCUGGAAAGGUGGAAGAGUCAGGCUUAUAUGGUUCCGAUGGCUCUGAGACAGAUGAAACACAUCUGCAAGAGCUUUGCUCUUGUCUACACUCAGCAAAGGCUGUGGUUGCCUGGUGCACUGCCUUUGCUCCAACAGUGACUUGAGCAAAGAGUCACUUGCAAAGAGAGAGAUUGCCAAGUCCUAUGGAGUCGGCAUGGGACUCAGAAGACCCUGAACCUCUUGAAACUUCGUUGCCUCUGCAGGUUGAUGUUUUCCUUCUUGUGUUAGGAGCUGGGAAUCUGCAGUGAGGAUACACACUGGUUAUCCUUUGCUGCUCCAGAAUGAAGGACACGAGCAAACAAAAUGGUAGGCUAAUAGAUGCCAUCUUUACUGGCUUCUUGUGGUUCCCUGUCCAUGCCGUGAGCUAUUUGUGUGGGGCAAGUGCCAGACAAGAAAAGGGAUUGCACUGCAGAGCCUUUGCAAAAGUGGAAUCACGUAAGCAGAAGGAAAAAAAGAAGUUACAUUCAUGGUUUUCUCAUGAGAUGGACAAUGGGAAAGACACCUUCUAAGGUACUUUUAAAAAAUGGAAUUAGUGAGGAAAAUGCAUCUUGUGCUAAUUGUGUCUCAUCAGAGCGUUAUUAUAUAUUCGUCUGUUGUGUGUCUGCCGCUGCGAUAUUUGCUGUUCGCCUCUUCUUGCCUGAGCAAAGAACGAGGAGUUGGCUAGCAGGGAAAAGUGCUUCCAAGAAGAAAAAAAAGGCAAGAGCAUGGAUCCCACAGCCUUCCAUACCUGGCUCGAGCGGUUUGAAUUGUCGCCUGAUACUACUGCAGUAUCAGGUGAUAAUAUACGACUGGCAGCAUCCAGAACAAAAUCUGGCUGAAGAUGCUGCAGAGAAAAGGAGGGCAGGCUGAUUUCCGCCUUUGAAAUGAUACAGGGCAAACGCCGACACACUCAGGACAUUUCUCUGGUAAUUCCCUUCCCACGGAUCCCAGUAAUUUAUUUAACUUGCUCCCUAGCCUGUCAUUCUUCUUUCCCCACCCAACAACUGGACACAGGGUGUAGUGAAGCCUGGGUUCAGAGGUGGAAGUAUGGAGGCCGCCUCCCCGAAUUGCAGUGCAGGCCUCUCCAUAUCUGUGGAGAAAUGGAGUUUCCCAGCACAAAUGUACUGCUGAGCGCAAACCCUGUUGCAGUGCGAAGCAUUUUGCGGGUGCCCCACUCUCGAACGGACAGGUCAGACCUAUUGGCUUUGCACGAGAUCUGCUCCUGGUGGGCAAGAGAACUGCUAAAGCUGGUUUGUUGCCACAAGUCAACACUCCCUCUGUAUUUCUGGACUCUCCUUGGGAAGGAGACUAUGGGGGACUAUCAGGAUGAGCCCUACACUUCCGAAUUGACCACAGCUCUCUCUCCUACCAACUGCCAGUGAUGGAGAAGCACUCGCAAUGCCAUUAGAGCAUGAAACAAGUUCUAAUACAAGCAAGAGUUUGAUAGGCUGGGGAAGUGCUGCUCUCCUUUCAUGGUCCCCACCCCACCCCACCACUGGUGCUUGCAGUGCAAGCCUCACCCCCACCCCCAGGCCCCUUCCCUCAACUGACGAAUAGAGGAGUUUGGUGACCCUGUAUGUAAAAGCUGAUUGCUAUUUUUAUGCGAACCUCUGAAGAGCUUUUGGCAACUAAUUAAAAAAUAAACUGUUACUGCAUGUGUG
Messenger RNA from Varanus komodoensis (Komodo dragon), 8407 nucleotides. RefSeq names its product leucine rich repeat kinase 1 (gene LRRK1). The transcript is spliced from 34 exons. Gene Ontology annotation, biological process: protein phosphorylation. NCBI's taxonomy places the organism in Eukaryota, Metazoa, Chordata, Lepidosauria, Squamata, Varanidae. The record is from RefSeq and is a predicted model, not a curated record. Bases 257 to 6292 code for a protein of 2011 amino acids. Gene Ontology annotation, molecular function: protein kinase activity; ATP binding; protein binding.